UUUGAACUCCAACAUGGCCGAUUCUAAUACCAAUAAAAGCGAUUGCAGUUUCUUUCAGAAAUACUGUGAACAUGCAAUAGGACAGCUAUCGGAAAAUUUGUUAGAGCAAUUUGGACAAACUAAAGAUGAAAAUUCUAGAAUUAAGUUGCUUUACGAAGUAGCAACAAACAUACCUAUAACGAUAAAUGAACUGAAUGGCAAAAACUACGAGCUUUCCCAAUCCGAAAAGUCUAAAGGAAAUGUAUAUUUUUCAAAAAAGGAUUAUUAUAAUGCGUUAAAAUGUUACAAUGAUGGCAUUAUAAAGUGUCCUCAAAAUUCAGGUGAAUCUCAAGAGUUGUUAUCGCUCCUUAUAUCUAAUAGAAGUGCUACAUAUUUUGAAUUGAAAGAAUAUAGACAAGUAUUAAACGAUAUAGACUACUUGCUAGAAAUUGGAAGCUAUCCAUUAAAUUUAACAUACAAAAUAUGGAUUAGAAAAGCAAAAUGUUAUAGUGCUCUGCAGAAUGAAAAAUUAGCUGCUGAAUCAUACGAGGAAGCUCUCAAAAGUCUCCAAUUUAGCAACCUUGAUAAGGAAGCUAUUGAGACACAAGAAAAGAAGAUCGCUACAGCUAGAGAAACAAAAAUUGAAUUUUUCCCAAAGCAGGAAUUAGUUGUUGAAGAAGAUCCUGACAUAUUUCAAGGGGGUAAAGAGUAUAUUGCAGCAUCCACAAAUGUAAAGUUUGAACAAGACCCUUAUCUAGGAAGAUACGCUGUUGCCAGUGAUAAUAUAAAAACGGGAAGUAUUGUUGUUGAAGAAAAUGCACAUUGCGCGGUUGUUGAUGCAAAACAUGCUCUCACAAACUGCCAAAACUGUGUUUCGGCUGUAGUUCAACUGGUAGCUUGUCCUACUUGUGCUAAUGUAGUCUUCUGUAGUACCACUUGUGAAAGAUUAGCAAAUAAAUCUUUCCACAAAACAGAAUGCCCCAUUUUAGGAUCUUUGUAUCUGUCUGGAGCUUCAAUAAAUUGCUGUUUAGCUUUAAGAAUUCUUAGCCAAAGAUAUUUUUCUUACUUUAAUGAUAAGAAAAACAAGCUAAAAGAUUAUUUAAUCGACAACAGCGAGAAAAAUAUUAUUAAAAAGAAGAUUUACCGAUAUGACGAUUACGAUAACGUAUUUUUCUUGUGUAGAAAUGAUCAUUUACGAAAAAAUGAAGAAAUGCUUCGUUUCUCCUAUAUGGCAAUAUAUCUUUUAAGGCUGUUAAAGUUUGGAAAAUAUUUUCCCUUUGAAACCAGCGAUAGUGUUUUGAAAGAAGAAGAAAUUUAUUUCGGUAGCCUUAUUCUUAGACACUUACAGCUCCUGCAGUUUAAUGCCCAUGAAGUUUCUGAGCUCAAAAAUGUUGAAAACCCAAUUUCGACCUCAAGAAUUGCAGAUAUUAGGGCAUACGAAAAUACUACCAUUGGAGCUGCUCUGUAUCCAACUUUAGCUCUGUUUAACCAUUCUUGUGAUCCUAGUAUAAUCAGGUAUAACGUAAAAAGUAAAAUAGUUGUUAGAACAAUAAAACCAAUUAAAGCUUGGGAUAUAAUCUACGAAAACUAUGGCCCUCUGUACAUGUCUAUGCAAGUUAAGGAACGACAAGAAGCUUUAGAAAGGCUUUACCGCUUUAAAUGCUUGUGUACGCCUUGCACACAAUUGUGGCCCACAUUUGCAGAGAUGAAAGAAUCCGAAUUAAGAAUACCUUGUAAAACUGAAGGGUGCCCUUUUGUAUUUACUCUGAAAGGAGAUGCUGAACCUUUUUUUACUUGCAACUAUUGCCAUAGUACACACUGGUGUAUUGCCCAAUUUAAAGGGUUUUAAUGAUGUUAGAAGAACUUUUACCAGAAGCGGAAAAUUUUUAUACUACAGGAAAUUUAAAGUCUGCCUUGAACAAAUUUAUUCAAGCAUUAGAAGUUUUAUAUAAAUUUACGUCGCCACCACAUCCAGAGAUCAUAAAGAUCCAACAGAGAAUGAGAAAUUGUAUAAUACACAUGGGUAACAGGGCUUGUGGCUAUAAAAUGAUAUUGUAGAUAAUUUUAUCUUUCAUUAAAUAAUAAAACAACACAAUUAAACU
This is a messenger RNA of Diabrotica balteata, 2081 nucleotides long. Lineage: Eukaryota; Metazoa; Arthropoda; Insecta; Coleoptera; Chrysomelidae. The record is from the annotation of a GenBank genome assembly.